UGUUUCAUACAGUAAAAAAACAUCCAAACCAUUUUAGGUGACUCACUGUAUUUUUCCUUCCUUCAAAAUGAGUAAAGGAGACAUGCUGAAUUAAAAAUGGCACAGCAGAAAUAACAGCAGAAAUGCAGCCGUUACCCCGGUAACCCCGUAAACAGAGCAGUUGCUACUUUCUGUUCUGAACAGUAUUUGAAUGUUUUAAACAGCCAUUCAGAUUUUUGUAUUUGCAAAGGUGUUCAUCUCAGCACUAAGUACCUAAAUAAUUAAAAACUAUUUAUUUUCAAACUUAAACAUUUUUACAUUUUAAUCUGGACUACAGCAUGCCCUAUAUUGAUUGAAAAUUCAAGUUCUGAUUAUUUAUGCGUGACCUUGUGUGACCUCUUCAUACAGGCCUCUGUUAAACUUGUUUGGGGUCACACUAUGCAAGAAAACUCUGUCCUGCUGUCAAAAAUUGUGUUUUGUGCAAUCAAAAUGGUGACUGCAUAUUCAAAUGAAUAAUUAUCCCAUGCUUUAUAGGUCACUAACCAAUAAAAUAAUUUAUUAGAUGAAUUUCUUUGCGACUGUGAAGAUGUUUCAUGCAAAAAGAAUUGAUAAAACAAAACUCCAUGAUAAUUAUGUGGCCAAGACACAGACUGAUAUUCAAGCUCUGCAACUAUGAUGUCACAAAGACAUUCUAGAACUCUGCUGAGCAUUGGGUCUCCACAAAGACACAAACCUGAGAUUACUUUGAUCAGAGUUUUGAGGUGAGAAGACUAAAUAUAUUUAAAGACCAACAUCAGACAGAACAUGGAGUACACUAACAUAAGUGCCACAGCCUUUAAUUUGUUUGAUGAAGCACGUUCACUGGGUGAACACACCGACGUGGUCAUCAGGGCAAACGACACCGAAUUUCGAGCGCACAAGAUCAUCUUGUCUGCCUUCAGCCCUUACUUUAGGGCUCUUUUCUCCAACAACUGGAGCAGCACAGAAAAACAUUUUUAUGAAAUUCCAGGAAUGUCCCAAGAAUCCCUGUCUCAGAUUAUUCAAUACACGUACACAGGAUCUGCGCACAUUACAGAAGACAAUGUGUUAGAGCUCUUGGUGGCGGCUGAUCAGUUUUUGGUGUCAGGUCUUGUAGAUGCCUGCUGUCAGUUCCUGGAGGAAUAUUUAUCCUCAGAGAACUGGACUGGCAUCUACAGGUUUACCGAGGACUUUUAUUCCUGCUCAAAGCUCCACCAUAAAGCAAUGCGCUACAUCCUGCAGAACUUUGAGGAGGUUCUGCUCGUACCUGAGGAGUUCCUGGAGCUCUCGCUGAAACAACUAGAAGAAAUCAUUGAUAAGGAUGAGCUGAAUGUCAAACAGGAGAAGGUGGUUUUUGAAGCAGUCCUCCAGUGGAUUUAUUAUGAACCUGAAAACAGGAAGAAACACAUUGCUGUGCUUCUGCCAAAGGUUCGAUUGGGCUUGAUACCAUCAGACUACUUCAUCAAUAAUGUGAAGUGCAAUGCACUGGUGAUGGAGAAUGAAGCCUGCAAGCCUGUUAUUAUCAAUGCAAUGAAGACUAUGUUUGACCUCAGCAUGGAUGAACCCACCAACCAAGAGCUCAUACAUCAACUGACACGCCCACGUCUGCCCUCAGCGAUUCUAUUGGCCAUCGGAGGAUGGAGUGCCGGCAAUCCCACCAAUGUGAUUGAGGCAUAUGAUGUGAAGGCAGACCGCUGGGUCAGUGUAACUCAAGACGAUGAGCAUCCUAGAGCCUAUCAUGGUACAGCAGUCCUGGAUGAGUUUGUUUACUGUGUUGGUGGUUAUGAUGGUGUGGAGUAUUUCAACAGCGUGAGGAAAUGUAAUCUCAUCACUCACACUUUUCAUGAGGUGGCCCCCAUGUAUGAACGCCGAUGCUAUGUUAGUGUGGCUGUUCUGGACGGGCUCAUUUAUGCAAUUGGUGGUUUUGAUAGAUAUCAACGACUUAAAACAGCAGAGCGUUAUGAUCCAAACACCAAUCAGUGGACACUGAUAGCACCCAUGAAUGAACGGAGGAGUGACGCCAGCGCCACCUCACUGCAGGGCAGGGUUUAUGUCUGUGGUGGUUUUACCGGGAUUGUGUGUCUCUUUUCCGCUGAGAGCUAUAACCCUGAAACAGACCAGUGGACUCUCAUCGCUCCCAUGAAAAGCCGUCGCAGUGGUGUUGGUGUGAUCGCUUAUGGAGAUCUAGUGUAUGCUGUUGGUGGUUACGAUGGCGCCAGUCGUUUGCGGAGUGUGGAGGCCUACAACCCGCUGACUAACAUCUGGCGUGAUGUUGCAUCAAUGUACAACCCACGCAGCAACUUUGGCAUUGAGGUAGUUGAUGGUCAGUUGUUUGCUGUCGGAGGCUUUAAUGGACUUGGCACCACCUGUGAUGUAGAGUGCUAUGAUGAGAAGACAGAUGAAUGGUUUGAUGCAAAUGAAAUGACCAUUUACCGCAGUGCUCUGAGUUGUUGUGUAGCCUCAGGAUUGCCUAACAUGGCACAGUAUGCUGCCCCACGAGACGCCGUACAGACACAAGACGAGUCUGACAGUGAAUGAUCUCCUUCUAGCAGAUCUGACAGUCUGAUUACAAAUGGAGUGUCAUGUUUCCUGAAUAAAUGCAUUCAAAAAAGAGGCUGUAAUCUAAUUGUUAAACUUCCUCUCAGGUGUAGUGUUGUUCAUUAAAAAGAUUGUAGGUUCAAACCUCGCAAGGGAU
Ctenopharyngodon idella (grass carp) is the source of this 2692-nucleotide messenger RNA. Its product is annotated as kelch-like protein 10. Gene Ontology annotation, molecular function: protein binding. The transcript is spliced from 8 exons. NCBI's taxonomy places the organism in Eukaryota, Metazoa, Chordata, Actinopteri, Cypriniformes, Xenocyprididae. The record is from RefSeq and is a predicted model, not a curated record. The coding region runs from base 784 to 2535 and encodes 583 amino acids.